Messenger RNA from Acanthosepion pharaonis, 2076 nucleotides. The record is from the annotation of a GenBank genome assembly. Lineage: Eukaryota; Metazoa; Mollusca; Cephalopoda; Sepiida; Sepiidae.
AUGGAGGUAACUUUUUCUCUAGUUCUCUCCUGCUCUACUCCCCUUGAAGCUCUCGCCUCCUUUGCUUUUCUUGUAGCUCUCUCCUUCAUAGCUCUCUCCUCCUCUGUUUCCCUUUUAGCUCUCUCCUCCUCUGUUUCCCUUUUAGCUCUCUCCUUCUCUGUUUCCCUUUUAGCUCUCUCCUCCUCUGUUUCCCUUUUAGCUCUCUCCACCUCUGUUUCCCUUUUAGCUCUCUCCACCUCUGUUUCCCUUUUAGCUCUCUCCUCCUCUGUUUCCCUUUUAGCUCUCUCCUCCUCUGUUUCCCUUUUAGCUCUCUCCUUCUCUGCUUCCCUUUUAGCUCUCUCCUCCUCUCUCUCUCUCCUCCUCUUCUCCCCUCCCCGUAGCUCUCUCUCCUCCUCUUCUCCCUCCCCGUGCUCUCUCCUCCUCCUUCUCCCUCCCCGUAGCUCUCUCUCCUCCUUUCUCCCUCCCGUAGCUCUCUCUUUCCUCUUCCCCUGUACCUCUCUUUCUCCUCCUCUCCUCCCCAGCUCUCUGCUCCUCUUCUUCUUCUCUUCUCCCCUAGCUCUCUCCUCCUCUGCUACCCCCCCCUGUAGCUAUCUUUCCUCCUCUCUCUCUUCCUCUGCUUCUCUCAUAGCUCUCUCCUCUCUCUACCCAAGAAAGCUCUCUUGGGGAUUCUGUCGUGCGCCUCCAGACUCUCUUGGGGAUUCUGUCGUGACGCCUCCAGACUCUCUUGGGGAUUCUGUAUCGUGUCGCCUCAGACUCUCUUGGGGAUUCUGUAUCGUAUCGCCUCCAGACUCUCUUGGGGAUUCUGUAUCGUAUCGCCUCCAGACUCUCUUGGGGAUUCUGUAUCAGACGCCUCCAGGCUCUCUUGGGGAUUCUGUGUCGUGUCGCCUCAGGCUCUCUUGGGAUUCUGUGUCGUGUCGCCUCCAGGCUCUCUUGGGGAUUCUGUGUCGUGUCGCCUCCAGGCUCUCUUGGGGAUUCUGUAUCGUGUCGCCUCCAGACUCUCUUGGGGAUUCUGUCGUGCUCGCCUCCAGACUCUCUUGGGGAUUCUGUGUCGUGUCGCCUCCAGACUCUCUUGGGGAUUCUGUGUCGUGUCGCCUCCAGACUCUCUUGAGGGAUUCUGUGUCGUGUCGCCUCCAGACUCUCUUGGGGAUUCUGUAUCGUAUCGCCUCCAGACUCUCUUGGGGAUUCUGUAUCGUAUCGCCUCCAGACUCUCUUGGGGAUUCUGUAUCGUAUCGCCUCCAGACUCUCUUGGGGAUUCUGUAUCGUAUCGCCUCCAGACUCUCUUGGGGAUUCUGUAUCUGUCGCCUCCAGACUCUCUUGGGGAUUCUGUAUGACGCAGACUCUCUUGGGGAGUCUGUAUCGUAUCGCCUCCAGACUCUCUUGGGGAUUCUGUAUCGUAUCGCCUCCAGACUCUCUUGGGGAUUCUCAAGAAAGGUACUUCCACCCUUGGUCCCUUCCUGUAACACCCACCCCGUCACUCUAUCACUUUCCUAUGCCUCAGUGAAUCGUAUUUCUCCCCCACCCUCUGCUGCUUUUUCUUCUUUUCUCAUUAUUACAGGCCUCCCCCCUCAUUCUUUAAAAACAAACGUCCUGCUCAGUGUUAUCAAUAACCCUUUUUUUUUCUCUCGCUCGUUCUCUCUCACACCUCGCUACGUGCGUCUGAAUAGACUCUUUCGGGGAUUGGAAUUGUACAAGAGACAGCAAAGCUAUCAAAUUAUCAUUUUCUUUCUUUUCAUUUUCUUUCUUUUCAUUUUUUUCUUCUCUCUCUCUUUUUUUUCUUCUCUCUCUCUUCAUUUUUUUUCUUCUCUCUCUCUUCAUUUUUUUUCUUCUCUCUCUCUCUUCUUUCUUCUGAACGCAUCACAAAGGUUUUUUUUUUUCAUUUUCCUUUCUCUAUCACUUUAUAAAUAUCAUUUUAUUUACUUUUUCUUUCUUUUUUUAUUUUUUCCCAUUUUACUUUUCUUCUUUUCUCAUUUUCUUUUUACUCCCUUUCUUUCAUCUUUUUUAUCCUUUUUUUUUUUCUUUUUUUAUCCUUUUUUUUUCUUUUUUGAAGUCAAAAUAUCCCCAAAUGAUUUGUUUUGA